AGCCUGCAGACUGAUUCCGGAGAGCGCUCAAGGGGAGGUAGACGGGAGAGGAGGCCUCGCGUGGGUCGGCACCGGCGCGUCGGGCGUGGUACUGAUCGGGGACGCUCAUCGGUUCGGCAACGGCUUCGGCUUCGGCCGCCUUCGGCUCUGCCUUCGGUUCGUGCUCGUGGGUGUUCAACUGUUCCUGCUCGCGCUCGCUAGUGCCAUUGUCGGCCAUUAUUAGGCAUUCAACUUCUCGUGGUUCUAGCCGCUGGUUCUUGACCAUUACCUUUCGCCUCGUGUCGCCUGUGUACUUGUGGUUCGAAAUGGAUUAUUGUGCUCCAUCAGACGUCCAAUGGGAUGCUCUUUUUAAUUAUAUUGCUAAUGACCCCGAAAUGCUGUCAGGGGUUACGGUCCAUCCUGGUGGAAAAGUGAGGAUGCAACGGAAAUGGGACAGUCUUGCAAUUAUUGUCAAUGAUGCAGACAAAGAUUCAGCACAAAAGACUGGGAAACAGUGGAAGAGUGCAUGGAAUGGCAUUAAGGGACGAGCAAGGAAGUCGUACAGGGACAAGGUACUCCCAAACCUUGUGGCCGGGCAGCCAUUUCCUGACCCAAACACUGUGGAGGGUCUUUCGGAAAAUUAUAAGCGUGUGCUCAUAAUGACCGGUGUGGAGGCUGCUAUGGCAAAUGUGGUCCUUCCUCAGGUGGCUGUGGAAAAUGUAGAUGAGCCGGAUGUUGCUCCAUUGCCUGAACCUGAAGAUGCAGUAAAUCAACCUGCUGCUCCCCUCAUGUUACCUGCACCUCAAGAUGCAGUGAAUGCAGCUGCACCCCUUGUGUUGCCUGCACCUCAAGAUGCAGUGAAUGCAGCUGCACCCCACGUGUUGCCUGCACCCCUUGUGUUGCCUGCACCUCAAGAUGCAGUGAAUGCAGCUGCACCCAUCGUGUUGCCUGCACCCCUUGUGUUGCCUGCACCUCAAGAGGCAGUGAAUGCAGCUGCACCCCUCGUGUUGCCUGUUGCUGUUGAAUUUGAUGCACCCCUGGAGUUUCUUGUGGAUGGCAAUGAUAUUGGGCAUUGGUCGCCCCUUAAUGAUGACCAGUGGAUUGGAGCGUCCCUGUUUGUGAAAGAGGAGGCAGAGGAGGACCUACUCGGUGCUGCAGCUCUGCCGCGUUUGAAGCAGGAGGUGAAAGGAGAGGCCAGUGAAAUAAUAUAUCUCACCGAUUCUGAUGAUGACUCCAAGCAGCAGACUUAUGCCGCAGUGAAACAAGAGGACAGUGAUGAUGUUGUCACCUUAAGUGAUAGUCCUUAUCAACAGAUGUACCAUACUCCGCCCAGAUCCUCUGGGCUAACACCGGCAGCGAAGCGCAGGCUGCAAAGGAAUGCUGGUGUAGUCUCCCCGAUGCAAUAUGAGACUCAGCCUGAGCCUGAUGCCGACACGGAUGAUUUAAAGGCCAUUAUCCGAGCCAACACCCUUGUUAUGAGAGAACUUAUUGGUUUAGUACGUAAUCUAAAGAUGACUCGUUAAAAAGGUUUGCAGUUUGCAAUUUUUUUUCUAUCAGCACACACUUAUAGAGAUGACAUCUACAAGUGCAGCUGCUGAUGGGUUUUGUGUUCUUAUGCAACUUAUUGAUGUAAGGUUGUCAUACUUUAUUUUUUAUUGACCUUAGAAACAGUUACUGUUUAAUCAUUGACGAAAGGUUUAUUUUUUGUGGCAAUUUUGAAUAAUUUUUGAAUCUUAUUGAGGACUGAUUACAUUUACUUAAAAUAUGUUGUUACUAGGUAUAAUGUCAAUCAUUGCAUUGUUUUAUUGACCAUAUCUUAUCCUUUUUUAGUCUUGAAUUUGGUGCUACUUUUAUUCUAUUUAUAGAUAGUUGCUCGUACUGUUGUCAACUUGACUGAAUUCUUCCCUUCUGUUCCUCUUUUGAAUUUGUGAUUAUGAUUGAGACUGAUUAAAAAGCACAUCAUUCAAGAACUGAUAAAAUUCUUAUUAGACAUCCUCACCCUUGAUGUACAUUUGACAAUGAGUCCUGCUGCUUGCUGAAGAGGUCAGAGAACUUACUUUCACAUAAGAGAUUCCGACAUGAUUGCAUUGUCUGUCAUUAAAGUACAAGUAAUAAAAAAUUAAAGUAAAGAAAAAAGAAAAUUUAACAUU
This is a messenger RNA of Frankliniella occidentalis (western flower thrips), 2129 nucleotides long. RefSeq lists its product as uncharacterized. The transcript is spliced from 7 exons. NCBI's taxonomy places the organism in Eukaryota, Metazoa, Arthropoda, Insecta, Thysanoptera, Thripidae. The record is from RefSeq and is a predicted model, not a curated record. The coding region runs from base 306 to 1502 and encodes 398 amino acids.